GCAGAACCGAGCAGUCAACUGCACCCAUGUGCACAUGGACCGUGUCUUUAGACGAGACCAGAAGUGCUGCGUUUGCGGGUCUUCCUCGUCCAUGGGCUUUCUCUACCAAUGCAGGCAGGACGUCGAGACCGAGUCUCUCGGCGACCUGAUAUCGCGAAACACCAAAAACGUCAGGCCAGCCAAGUCACCCCUACGGAAAGAGCUGGAAAAGGCCGGGCUGAGCGAGAGCAUUAUUCUUACCGCCGAGAGCGGACACUACUCAAAACAGCAACUCCAGAAGCUCAAGGACUUGAAGCGGGACCUGCAGCUCGUCAUCACAGAUGUGGAACAGGCUGACCAGGCCAACGAUGCUAUAUCCAGACUGAUGGACAUGUCACAAAGGCCUCGUAGCACCGACGGAGCCCGGGGGCGUACGCCUGUGGCAGAUGGAAACUUUUCAGGAUGUACCUUCAAAGCAUGUCAUGCUUGUCGCCCCUACUAUCUGGACCGUCUGUACAUCUCUUUUGGAGCCGUUCUCGCAGCUGAGUUUCCCCCCAUGACACGAAACGACAUGGCCAAACUCCCUGUGAAAUCAGCCGCCAUCAUGCGUAAUAUUGGUACCAGGCCACCAUCACUCCCUUCUGUGACUUGCAGCACCAGAUCCUCUACCAAGCGGUCUUCACCCCGCGUACCGCACUCGGCUUCCUCGCAGACGACAGAUUGCAGCGUGCUUACCUACCAGACGACACAAAGCGACCUAGAGGAGAUCUGGGCUCAACGCCGUCCGCGCAUAAAAUUCUACAAGAUGGGCCGCCAGCCUAGCACAAAUCCGUCGUCAAGCAUAUCGGCAUCCUCAUCGCUGCUCAUACCCCACGCCCUCCGAACCGCAGUCCAAGGCAUGUUCCGUCACAGUUCCAGUCCCAACCGCGAGUCGAGUUCGUCGGGCUCGAAUAUCUCGUUUCAGUCGGACCGCUCUAGCCCCGGCCAUUCCCGGGAUAACAUGCACCUCAACGCUUCGGCCGCAUGCGACAUGAAGACUGUCGGCCGCAUGCUGGAAAACGAGCGUCACAAGCACAAAAAGGGGCCAUCGGUGGAUAGCUUUGCGCAGGUGGCCAUGGCCGCGACUGCACAGCACCAGGGCGCCAGCGCCCCGCCUAGAGACAGCGGAGUUAGCACCAGCUCGCGACUCCCGCUGUACUCGCUGACGAUCAACGAGAGCAAGGAAUUCGGCCUGAAGAGCGCCGACAUGCCGGAAAACAAGACGACCACGACCACGACCACGACGACAACAACAACCAAGGCACCAGAUGCAGAGACUAGAUU
Messenger RNA from Exserohilum turcica Et28A, 1302 nucleotides. RefSeq lists its product as uncharacterized. The annotation marks the transcript as partial. NCBI's taxonomy places the organism in Eukaryota, Fungi, Ascomycota, Dothideomycetes, Pleosporales, Pleosporaceae. The record is from RefSeq and is a predicted model, not a curated record. The transcript is spliced from 2 exons.